AUGGCGACCCAAGCUUCCAAGGACGAUAAUGAGCCCCAUCAUUCCAUGUUCUUCCCCUUGACGCCUCCACCCUUCUCAGGGACGCAGGAGGAAUUUGUGUCGAAUCGCAUUGCCGAUCUCAUGCGCCACCUUGGAAAGGUGUCACCGGACGAUAUACCUCCGCGAUACUAUUUGGUAUCGAAGGACGGCUCGCCCAUUGUGCCGCCACCCGUUGUACCGCCGCCCGAAGUUUCGGACCCAAAGCCUGCUGAACAGGCUAGGUCUAGGGCUAGCGACAUAUGGGGAGCAUCUUCGCAGGGUGCUCGCAAUGUCGGGUAUGACCCGCCGUCGCCUAAUCUCCCACAUCUCUCUGCCAACUUGCAGAGCCCUCGAUUUGUCGAUGCACUGAGGGCGGAGUUGCCCCAACUCAUCAGCAACGCGCCCCUCCACGAACUCCAAGAAGGGAUCAAGUACGUGGAUGCGCAGUCGCUUAUACCAAUUCAUUUUCCAGACGAAUCCAGGGCUCUCUAUACCCUGGAGAUUCAUAUCGAUGACGUCUUUUAUCUGUCUAUCGACACCGGAGGGCGUACAACGUGGUUUUUUGGCAAGAACUUUGGGAACAUACCUAGCCGCAAUCAAGCCACCUGCCCGUGGACCGAAACGGAACUUAUGGGGUUGAAGUUCAGAAGAACUGUUGUUCCCAUCGACCACAAAACUCAUAGGGUGCUCCCUUUCGAUACGCGUGGCACCCCUAAUGCACGCCAUCUUCCGAAUGGCAUCAUCAGGACCAAAUUUCCGUGCUGGUCCUGGAAAGACGGAAAGCCGGAUACAUAUCUCUUCGAACUCCCCUGCGUACUGGCCUUUGGCGCGAAUGAAGACCUCGCCCUCAGAAACUUCGACGGCAACAUCGGAUUAGGGGUGCCACCAUUGCGGAGGCCGGUGAAAGAUUUCAGCCAAUCCGGGCGUAGUAGCUAUCAAUUUUUCGACGCCUUGCAAUUGCCUCAUCUGCAGGUCUACGACUCUCAUCAAUUCUUGAUCAAGUUGAACCACCCAGAUAAGCUUGCUGCUUGCCAGGCAAAGAACGCCCUGGACUUCUUGUUCUUUGGCCCCGAAUUUCCCAGCCCGCUAGUACCCGAAUUUACCCCUCGUCUUCUCGUGACUUCUGUCGCUGGUGAACCAACCGAGACCCAGCCUGCGUAUACACACUGGAUGGUCGCCUUGGAGUCUAUUAGCCUCGUCGAUUCCAAGGGCAAGCACAUCAAGAUUCCAUUAGUCCGCCCUGAGCAACCAAAGACACAGGGUAAAGGUGAUAACCCACAUGGCCGGAUCGUAACCCCUUCAGCAACAUCUAGUACUCCGGCAACACCCCCUGCCGCGACGAACUAUUCCACUUACGAGGUCGCUCGUGUGGCACUUGAUUCAGGCUCGACUCUGACGUUCCUUCCCCUCCACGCGGUAGAAGCAAUUCGUGACUUAUGGUUGUGCAACAAAAAGGAAGUCCUAUCACUGAAGGAGAACGUGGAAGGCAAAGUCCAUCUCUAUUGUGGGCCGGAACGAAACCUCGAUCAGUGCGAUAUCAUCUUCACGUUUGCGGCCUUGGACGGCUAUAUUCGGACCGAGUUUCGGUGCCCCGCAAAGCCCUUCCUCAAGUCAAAGACUCCGUUGCCUUCAGAAGGUUCCCGACGCUCUCCGCAAUAUUUCCAAUGCAAUGUGUCUGCUUUCAAGUUAUCGGGAGUCCCGGAGCCCGCUUUCCACAUCCUUGGCCUGAACUUCUACUGGUCGUCCAUCGUCAAGCACUGCGGGCCGACUGAAGCGCACCCUCGUGCGUAUGUUCAGCUCGCGCCCCAGAGAGCGAUACGGUCGGAUGGUACUAUGGGCUCCGCGGAAGACUUCGAAAUACUUCCUCACCUGCCGCCAAAGUAUCUCAAGCGCUAA
Molecule: messenger RNA, 1914 nt
Organism: Trametes versicolor FP-101664 SS1
Lineage: Eukaryota; Fungi; Basidiomycota; Agaricomycetes; Polyporales; Polyporaceae
Exons: 14
Coding region: 1-1914 (637 amino acids)
Source: RefSeq, a predicted model, not a curated record